ACGCCGCCAUCCAUCCCCCGCACCCAAAUUUCCGGCCCAAUCCGAUCCCCUACACCCCCAGAACCUCCGCCAACAAACCAACAAACCCUAGCGAUCGAUCGCCCGCCAUGGACUCGGACCAGGACUCCGCCGACGACUGGGUCGUCCUCGACUCCUGCACCUCCUCCUCCGACGACGACAUCGUCCUCGCCCUCUCCUCCGGCUGCGCCACCCCGGACUCGGCCACCGACUCCGACUCCGACUCCGCCCACCUCCUCGCCGCCGCCGCCUCCGCCGUCGCCGACGACGCCGAGGGCGUCUACGCGCUCUCCGACGCCGAGGACGACUACGCCUACCCGCCCCCGGCCCCGCCGCUGCCCCGCCCGCUCGCGGGCCUCUUCCACCACACGCUCGCCGGGGCCGUCCGCUACGCCGCCUUCGACCCCGCCGCGCCCGGGGACGCCCACCACGGCGCCAAGCAGCUCGUCCCGGACCCCACCUUCGCCUCCCUCCUCCGCGAGGACGCCGCCGCGCUCGCCUCCACCCGCGGCCUCGUCUGCCUCCGCGGCACGGCCUCCGGGGACUACUACGUCGCCAACCCGCUCGCCUUUGCCUGCGCGCGCCUCCCGCCCCCCGCGCGCGACCACUUCGCCAAGGGGGACCCCGCCGUCGUCAUCACCUUCGACGUCGACAGCGGCGCCGACGACGCCGCCGACGACGAGGAGCGCGCCCGCGGCUUCUUCUACCGCCACUACCACGUCGCCGUCGCCUUCCCCAUGGGCGAAGGCCUCUACGCCUUCGAGUCCUUCUCGUCCAGGACCUGGGAGUGGACCAUCGGCGCGGGAGUCGCCGCAGCCGAGACCGUCGUCCCCUUGUCCGGGGUCGGCGCGCAGGGAUGCGCCUUCUGGCGCACCACCAUGGGGUGGUUCCUCUGCUACGAGCCCGUCUCGGGAUGCUCGGACCUCGUCCCCGCGCCCUUGGUGGUGCAGCAGUGGCCCGUCUGGGAGCUCGGCGAGAUGGAGGGCACGCUCCGCGCCACCUGCACCGACGACAGCGUCGGCGCGGUCGUCGUCAUCUGCCUCGAUUUCGCGCGCCGCGACACCAGCGGCGCCGUCGCGUGGACUCUGGCGGGCCACUUCGAGGGGGGGUGCCUCAGGGGACGCCAGGACGUCAUGCUGCUGCGCUCACAGGGAAAGGCCGAGGUCGUCAUGUGGGACCGCACGGCACAGAUGGUCGUCGCCAUGGACCUCGAAGGACGCACCACGCGCACCAUCAGCUUCGUCCCCGGCAGCGACUGCUACGCCGAUUUCAUCCCCUACGUCAGCUCAUUGGCCGCGGUCUCUGCCUCCGGCAAUCGGUUGCAAACUAAGUCUAGGACUAAUGCUACUAAUGAAGCUGGUGCUGAUGCUGAGGCAUAUGAGAGUAGUAACAGCUAAAUCUGUACAUAAGCUGGAAUGGUUCGUUUUGAUGAUACGAAGGAAUAAUGAAAGCUUCCAGAGGUGUGCAGCAUAAGGGAAAGCGCAAAGCAGCAUUCUUUGUGGCGCAGUUUUGCCUGCUAGUGUCUCCAUCUUUUGCAGUGUCUCUAGUUGUGGUACAAACCACGAAUUAGCUCCUUUUAGUGUACAAAUGUAGGGACAUGUCACUAUCCGGUUCUGUCUAACAGUCAGUCCAAACUGGUUUAGCGAGUAGACAUCCUCUAGCGGUUUGACAUUUCUGAACGAGAACUACGAUCUCGUACUUUCGAUCUGGUUUCUGAUGUGUUUGCCUUUUCUACUUUUUUUUCUUUUUAUCAUGCGCAAUGCUUCGUUCGUGCAGUAUUCUGCUCGUGUUGGAUGGUUCUGCUUUUUUUAGAGAGGAUGGUGCUGCUUUGCUGCUUGUGAUGUGAAAAUUAUUUUGAACUCUGUUUUGCAGCUUUAUUCUGCUGCAGUUUUUGGGUUUUGUAGUUGCAGCAUUGGCAAAUUAAAUUCGUUCAUUGAAAUGUUAUGUAGAUCUUUGUUAACACUCACAUCUGUGAACUUGAAUGCACUUAGUGCACGUAUGUACGGUAGGAACUGUGUGAUGAUGCAACUUAGUGCAAGUUCUUUUUGUCGGUUGCAUAUUGGUACUGCUGAUGUUUGCCAUUCAGUUAUUUUGUCUUGCAGGAAAGUUGUACGUGUUGUUGUGUAAUCAACUUGAACUGCGUAUUUAGUUCAUGAUGGUUAUGAUAGAUGCAUGUGGUGCAGCAUACAUCUCUCAACGUUUGAAAUCAGAGAUUGGUAGUUGGUAUUCCUUGUUGGCAAACGCAUGCAUGCAGCCCAAUUAGAACGCUACUGGCCCAUGGCUUGGGUUCAGUUUCUUGUGCUGCUCUGCGUUUGUACCAGCAUUGUCUGUCCUCGGAGUUGGAUGCAUUUUUGUUUUGGGUCAUGCAUCAUUACCUUUCGAUUCUGUCUUGCAGCCCAGAGUUGAAGUAGACAAUGCAAUGUGCUGUUCUUAGUCCCGACUGCAAAUUUGGACUUAAGUUGCGCACUGAAUCUCUGGUGCUAAUCUGAGUUAGUGUUGUGAUCUUCAUCUUCUGAUUGUAUCUAGUAUUAAUUUCUGAAA
Panicum virgatum (switchgrass) is the source of this 2559-nucleotide messenger RNA. RefSeq lists its product as uncharacterized. The transcript has 3 exons. NCBI's taxonomy places the organism in Eukaryota, Viridiplantae, Streptophyta, Magnoliopsida, Poales, Poaceae. The record is from RefSeq and is a predicted model, not a curated record. The coding region runs from base 108 to 1415 and encodes 435 amino acids.